Molecule: messenger RNA, 1626 nt
Organism: Colletotrichum graminicola M1.001
Lineage: Eukaryota; Fungi; Ascomycota; Sordariomycetes; Glomerellales; Glomerellaceae
Exons: 2
Coding region: 1-1626 (541 amino acids)
Biological process (GO): intracellular signal transduction; mitotic cell cycle; protein phosphorylation
Cellular component (GO): cytoplasm; nucleus
Molecular function (GO): ATP binding; histone H3T3 kinase activity
Source: RefSeq, a predicted model, not a curated record
AUGGCGCGAACAACGGCAGCCCGCACGUAUGGCAAGACCUCGACGAGAGCCAAAGCCAGGCGAUUCCUCGCCGAGCUCCCUCAGAGUCCGUUACAAAAACCCAAUGAAGUGGUCUCGGUAGCCGCUGAGGAUGAGUCCAUCAUCAAAAUCACGGAAAAGCUGCACGCCGUCGGGUUUGAGAACGAAUCGGAAUCCUCGGAGGACGAGCUUUCCAGAGACUUUAGCUCGGUUGUUGUCACAUCUCCCCCGAGGCCAGAAAAGACGGCAUCUCCCAAGCGGAUAACAAAGGAGACUCCCAAAACCAGCAGACCGGCGACACCACCAAAAGUUAAGGCACGAGUUCCGACACCUGUAUCAAAGGUUGAGACACCCGAGAUCAGAAUCUCCCAACCCCCAGUGCAGCCUGAACCGGCCUACCGCGUUCUCACUUGGGACGAAGUGUGCCCGCCGGGAGACACGAUCGAGAAGAUCGCCGAGGCCUCCUACGCAGAAGUGUACCGCGUCCGCAACGAGCGCGGCACGAGCAUCAUCAAGUGCAUCCGCCUCGAAUCACCCAUCAAGGCGCAGACCAAGGCCCAGGAGCGUUCGGGUCUGGUCGACGAAGAGCCGCAUUCCGAAGAUGACAUGCGCGGUGAGCUGCGUAUAUCCGAGUGGCUCGCCGAUAUCCCCGGCUUCGUAAUAUACAAGGAGCGUUACCUUGUGAAAGGUAAGGCGCCAAAGUGCCUGCUGGAGACACACCAAGGGUUCCACCGGAAGAUGAAGCGCAAGGAUCCGGACAGGCUGCAGUUCUACCCGAGCCCGAGCCGCUAUCUUGACGACACGACGUUCUUGGUGGUCGAGCUGGGUGAUGCAGGGACCGCGCUCGAGGACUUUGAGUUGGCGAACUCGAGCCAGCUGUGGGAUAUCUUCUUUCAUGUCGCCGUCGCACUGGCUCGGGCGGAAGAUUUGGCCUGUUUUGAGCAUCGCGAUCUGCACGAGGGCAAUCUCUGCAUCCGCAGGACCGACGAACCUAGGACGCGCGACCCGAAGAAGCCGGGACCUUACUUCGGCUAUUCCGGCCUCGACAUCACGAUUCUCGAUUACGGCCUGUCCCGCGCCGAGGACCUCGGGGCGGAAGAGUCAGAGCCUGUUGCGCUCGACCUCGAAAAGGACCUCAGCAUCUUCACCAGCACCCACGCGCCGCAGUGCAAGGUCUACCGCCAAAUGCGGUCUUUCCUGCUGCGCGGGGAACGUGGCCACCUGCCGCCGUCGGCCCACAAAGCCCCCUAUGCCAAAGGGUGGGACGGCGAGCCCCUCUCGUGGGACGUCUACGUUCCCUACACCAACGUCCUGUGGCUGGCCUAUCUGUACCAGUACAUGGCCAAGGGCUUCGCGGGCGACAAGAAGGACGUGGCCGAGUUCAAGAAGGUCACCAAGGAGAUGUGGAAGUACCUGGACCCGGACGCCAAGGCUGGAACGCCGGCGUUUGGGAGCGCCGCCGAGGUCGUCCGGUUCGCCGUCGAAGCCGGGUGGAUCCACGAGUCGCAGUUGAUGGGCUGCGAGGAGGAGAGGGAGGACAGCAUCAUCCUGUCACGGGAAGAGCUGGAGGAACGGGCGCGGCGGAGAUCGCCGAGGAAGUUGCGCUGA